GAUUACCUUGAUUUGCACUUAGUUAUAGCAUUUAUUACACACAAAUAUUCACCCACCAUGGGCAACACAAGAUCCGUGAUCGAUCCUGCAUGCUUACAGAUGUUCAGUUUGAGCGCGGAAUAUAAACGCAAUGUAAAGGUGUGCUGGAAUGACAUCUACUUCAACCAGCAGAAAAAGCUGAUGAAGCAGUUUUUGGUGCUCCAGAGUCAGAGUGCGGCUGGGCUUGUUUCUCCCUACAUCACCGUGGAGGACAUGAGCGACUAUCUCGUGCUUCAAAGAAGCAAGAACCAAGAAAGACUCAGGAAGGCACCAUCACAGAAAGGGAACAACCUUGCUUAUGUGACGUGGCUGGUGGAUACCAAUCUCAUGAUGGGAGACAUGGAGUUCCAGGCUGCCAGAGAGCUGAUGAAUGACCUCAGCAUGCCUGUCGAGUCACUAGGCUCCACUGACCUCUCCUACCUCAACCCGGAGAUCCGUGAUGAGGUUCAGAGAGCUCUGAGGAACAUCUCUCGUAGUCUGACCUUCCAGCCGAGCUCAAGCCUGAGCAGCACUUCUGAGGUGGUGCUGGACCUGGUCCUCCGACUGCUCCAGGUCUUGUGGCCCCUGCUGGCUGCAGGACCCUGUGAUAGAGCCUCCAUUGGUCUGAGUGACACGUGCGUGAGCAUAGUGCUGGCUGUGCUAGAGAAGCUGUCAGCAGCUCUGAAGAGCCCCGCCCCCCAGGUUCACUACUUCCGGGCCACAGGGAUCCGCCUGGCGCGCUCCCUCCUCACCAAGCUCUGGUGUCUGACCACCCCAAAGGAGCUGAGGAGAGCCAAGUCCGCCAGGAGCUCCAAACUGAUCCGCACCAUCGCUGGAGCUGUGACCGUCGAGGUCCAGAGGCUGUUUGAAGCCCCUCCAGACUUCAUCCCCGUGGGCUCUGUCUACAGAUGGCUGUCUGAGACCAGAGCCAAUAGGAGCAGAGCUGCUCCCAGAAAGCCUGACGUGCUGGUGGUGCACUCAGACACCCUGAAGAAUCUCCUGGGUCUGUCCGUCAUCCAGGCGUACGAUGGAAAGAUGGGGAAAGAGGUCAUAGACCUGCAUGACUGGCCCCUGCUGGAUGACGUGGUGAACCAGCUGACUCAGUCUGGGGUCAAGGUCACAAAGAACAAGGAAGAGGUCACCUGGCACCUUGACCUGGACGAUAUCCUCACCAUGGUGACCAACAUCCACAACUGUGCUCACCAGUUCUCAGGAACCAAGACCAUCCUGCAGUUUGCCCUGUCUGCCAGAGCCAACCUGCUGUCCAGGCUGAUAGCCCAGCAGAUGGUCAGGGGGCUCCUGAAGGUGAAGGACAAACUGAACCAGGAUGACGAGGAGGAAGAAUCCCCAGAGCGGUGUCAGUUUAACACAGACCCUGACAUGGUCCUCAAACACAUCAUCAUCAGCUUCCUGGAGAAGCUCUACCCAGCCUCUGAGGGGCUGGGAGAAGAUCUGGUGGCCAAGUUCCUCUCUCUGGCUGGUCAGCUUUGCACAUUAGUCCAUAACAUCGUGGCCAGAUCUCACAAGAGCAGAACCUUCCGUCAGGAGCUGGCGAAGCAGAAGAACUCUAGAAGAUCUAUGGGGAGUACUGCAAGAAGUUCUCAGGAUCAGGACAGAUGUCUGGUGGCGGCCAACAUGGUGUCUAACCUCCUGGGGCACCUCCAGCCUCGGCUGUCCCGCUCAGCCACCCAGUUUGACCUGAGCUCCUCCUCUGAGUCCCGGGGCUGGGCCCAGCCUGAGGGAGGAGGCAGGGGGUGGCAGGGGGGGCUCGCCUGCUGCUGCAACGUGUCCAAUGAGGACAUGGAGGUCUACACCAUCUCAUCUCCACUCAGGAACGACAUCUGA
Messenger RNA from Osmerus eperlanus (European smelt), 1863 nucleotides. RefSeq lists its product as uncharacterized. The coding region runs from base 58 to 1863 and encodes 601 amino acids. The transcript is spliced from 7 exons. The record is from RefSeq and is a predicted model, not a curated record. Lineage: Eukaryota; Metazoa; Chordata; Actinopteri; Osmeriformes; Osmeridae.